This is a messenger RNA of Stegostoma tigrinum, 1515 nucleotides long. RefSeq names its product acidic mammalian chitinase-like. Bases 27 to 1421 code for a protein of 464 amino acids. Gene Ontology annotation, biological process: carbohydrate metabolic process; chitin catabolic process. Lineage: Eukaryota; Metazoa; Chordata; Chondrichthyes; Orectolobiformes; Stegostomatidae. Gene Ontology annotation, molecular function: chitin binding; chitinase activity. Gene Ontology annotation, cellular component: extracellular region. The record is from RefSeq and is a predicted model, not a curated record. The transcript has 12 exons.
UAAGAUGUUGAUGUUUUCAGUGCUGUAUGAUAUGUGCAUACUGUUUCUACGUUGAUCCGUUAGAGCAGAACACCUGUAUAAAAACUUCUCAACUGCAUUGUUCUGUGAACAAGAUCAAGAUGGCCAAAAUUCUUCUGUGGGCUGUGGGAUUUGUGCUGCUGUUAGAAGUGUACAGCGUUCUAGGCCAGGAUUACAAGUUGGUUUGUUACUACACAAACUGGGCCCAUAAAAGAGGAGACUGUAAGUUCUUACCAGAAGACAUUAACCCCAGGUUAUGUACGCAUCUCAUUUUUGCUUUUGCUGUUAUUGGCAAUAACCAUCAAAUCGUUGCCCAGGAAAAGGAAGAUGAAGAUCUUUACAUCUCAUUUAACAGCCUUAAAAAGCGGAACCCAAACUUGAAAACACUCUUAUCUAUCGGUGGCUGGAAUUUUGGAACUGAAAAGUUCACUGCUAUGGCUUCCAGCAAAGAAACCCGUCUAAUAUUCAUUAAAUCCGUUAUAGAUUUCCUACGGCAAAAAGAUUUUGAUGGUUUAGAUCUACAUUGGGAGUAUCCAGCAUUUAACAGAAGCCCAUACCAGGACAAACAGCGCUUCACUUUGUUGGUUCAGGAAACUGUCGAAGAGUUCAAGAAGGAAUCCAGUGAAAGUAACAAACCAAGAUUGCUGCUUUCAGCGGCAGUGGCAUCCGGCAUAAGAAACAUUCAAGCAGGCUAUGAAAUAGAAAAGAUUUCAGAACCCUUGGAUUUUAUCGGUGUGAUGACUUAUGAAUUCCACGGACCAUGGGAUCUUAAAACUGGACCGAAUAGCCCCCUGUACAGAAGUUCUACUGAUUAUAAUGACAAUAAAUACUUUAACAUUGAGUUCGUUACCAACUACUGGAAAGAGAAUGGUGCCCCUGCAGAAAAACUGCUGGUUGGUUUUCCAACUUAUGGCCGUACUUUUACGCUCUGCUCAGCUGAUAGCAAACCUGGUGCUGCAGCAUGUGGUCCUGCACCGCCUGGAAAUUGUACUAAAGCAGCUGGCAUUUGGGCAUACUACGAGAUAUGUGACUUUUUGAAAGGCGCUAAUAAGGAGUGGAUGGAGGAGCAGGAGGUUCCAUAUGCAUACAAAGAUGAUGAGUGGGUUACUUAUGAUAACUUGAAGAGUUAUGAGAAAAAGGUGGAAUGGUUAAAAAAUAAUAGCUUUGGUGGUGCAAUGGUUUGGACAAUUGACAUGGAUGAUUCCAAAGGUACUUUCUGUAAGCAAGGAAAAUCACCCCUCAUUAGUAAACUGAAGAUUCUGCUUUCUUCAAAUUCUAAACCUAAAGAAGAUUUGUCAGCCACAACUGCAUUACCAACCUCUGCAUCAGAAAAUUCAUCAAAUUCUCUACCUUCUACGGUGUGCCCCGAUCUGGAAUUCUGCAGUGAUAAAAAUAAUGAGUAACCAUGCCGAAGAUCACUAUCCCAAAAGUGACGCUUCUUGGAGAAAUAAUGCCUUUCACGAUCAGAGCUGUCUCUGUCACGGUCAAACCUGUCCC